Elaeis guineensis (African oil palm) is the source of this 793-nucleotide messenger RNA. Its product is annotated as RING-H2 finger protein ATL79-like. NCBI's taxonomy places the organism in Eukaryota, Viridiplantae, Streptophyta, Magnoliopsida, Arecales, Arecaceae. The record is from RefSeq and is a predicted model, not a curated record. Gene Ontology annotation, biological process: protein ubiquitination. Gene Ontology annotation, molecular function: transferase activity.
UAAAACCGCUCUCCCCCUUCCCACUCUCCAUACUCUUCCUCCCACUCUCUCUCUCUACUAAAAAUUCUCAAGAACACAGCGGCCAUGCCGUCCCCCUACCACGAGGACCCCCUCUCUUCCCCCCCGCCACCUCACGCCGCCGCCGCCGCCGCCGGCCCCUCGAACGGGUGGGGCCCCUAUUCCGGCGCGGGCGACUUCGGGGCCAACAUGCUCAUCAUCCUCGCCGCGCUCUUCGUCGCCCUCCUCUUCGCCCUCCUGCUCAACGCUGUCAUCCGCUUCCUCUUCUGCGCCGCCGCUCGACGCCGCCUCUUCCGCCACCGCCACCCCGCGCCGGCGGACCCCGAGAAGCAGAUGGCGCCGCUGCCCGCGGAGGCGGAGGCGGCGCCGACGCUGGUGUUCUCGCCGGGGACGAGGCUGGCCGGGGCGGAGGCGGAGUGCGCCAUCUGUCUCGCCGAGUUCGUGGACGGGGACCGGGUGAGGGUUCUGGCGCCCUGUAACCAUGGCUUCCAUGUCCGGUGCAUCGAGCGGUGGCUGGCCGCCCGGAGCUCCUGUCCGACCUGCCGGGCCAGAUGCCACGUAGCGGUGCGCGCCGCGGGGAACAGCCCGGUGGUGGCCGAGCCUUAGGUAACGGCCAGAUAGACUAGUGGAUAUGUCCUGCUAACAUGGGAUAUCCGGAAGAUUAAAACAAAAUUGAAGUCCUGGCCCUUAUCUUUUUAAGAGAUUUCUCCGGCUAAUUAGAGUCCUAUUCGGUAGUUCUUCUUCUUUUGUGAUCAUAAUCUCUUCCAUUUUCUUA